AUGCCACCUAUACGGGAUAAAUUCACUAUUCAUUCGAGAGCCGUUGUUUGUCAAGAUGUUGAACUGAAAGGCGAUAUUACCAUUGGUUCUGGCACCAUAGUGCACCCAAAGGCGACUAUCUUUGCCAUUGCUGGACCAAUUGUGAUAGGCUCUGGGUGCAUCAUCGAAGAAGGCGCGAUUGUCGUGAACAGGAGGAAGGAGGUUAUGCGAAUAGGGGAUGAUAAUCUCUUUGAGAUUGGCUGUCGCGUUGAAUCUCCAACGAUAGGCAACUUCAACACCGUCUCCACCCGUGCUCGAGUACACCACACCGUUCGAAUAUCCUCCUACUGCGUCAUCGGUGCCGGAUGCCUUGUCGUACCCACAGAGGAUGAAGUGUUGGAUGAUUAUACCGUGAUUUAUGGACCUACGGCGGAGAGGAGGACGUGGAGCGGAAGGGGCAAAGUCCAGGAGGCGGAUCUGAGGAGGAAGCAUGCUGAGUACCUUAGAGAGACUUUGCCCAAGUUCAAUAGGUUAAGGAGGGGAGAGGCCCAUGGGCACGGGCAUGCCGCUGGGUAA
Messenger RNA from Stereum hirsutum FP-91666 SS1, 555 nucleotides. RefSeq names its product trimeric LpxA-like protein. Gene Ontology annotation, biological process: mitotic spindle organization. The record is from RefSeq and is a predicted model, not a curated record. The coding region runs from base 1 to 555 and encodes 184 amino acids. Gene Ontology annotation, cellular component: dynactin complex. Lineage: Eukaryota; Fungi; Basidiomycota; Agaricomycetes; Russulales; Stereaceae. Gene Ontology annotation, molecular function: dynein complex binding. The transcript has 5 exons.